Messenger RNA from Polistes dominula (European paper wasp), 1440 nucleotides. Its product is annotated as cytoplasmic 60S subunit biogenesis factor ZNF622. The record is from RefSeq and is a predicted model, not a curated record. Gene Ontology annotation, biological process: ribosomal large subunit biogenesis. Lineage: Eukaryota; Metazoa; Arthropoda; Insecta; Hymenoptera; Vespidae. Gene Ontology annotation, cellular component: preribosome, large subunit precursor. Gene Ontology annotation, molecular function: nucleic acid binding; zinc ion binding.
GCGUUUUAUUCUACCAAAGUUCAAUGCUAAUUGAUAGGCGAUACUAUGCAUGUGAUGAUAGUAAUUGCAUUGCACAUUUUCAUGUAAUUACGAAAUAUCGUAUCUUAUCUUGAAAUAUUGCACACAAACAAGAAGUUUGGUAUUAUUAAUGACAAUUGGAAAUGAUGAAUGCAUCAUUCACAUGCAUAACUUGCCGUGUGGCAUUUAGAGAUUUGGAGAUCCAAAGGCAACAUUAUAAAUCGGACUGGCAUCGAUACAAUUUAAAAAGAAAAGUAGCUGAGCUGCCUCCAGUUCCAGUCGAAGAUUUCCAGAAAAGAGUUAUCGCUCAACUUAAUCAAGAUAAAUCAUUGAAUGAAUAUAUGUAUUGCGAAGUAUGCGGUAAAACAUUUAACACCAAAAAUCAAUACACUAAUCAUAUGUCAUCUAAAAAACAUAAAGAGAACCUAAUCAAAUCGGAUACGAUUGGCUCUGUUUCGGAAGAUGAGAGUACAAUUGACGAUUCAGCUUUGUCGUCUUCUGUAAUAUCUACUAUUUCGCAUUCUACAACUGUGAAAACAGUUGAUACAGCAAGUAAUGGUGAAAAAACUAUAGACGACAUGGAUGCUGAUUCAGACGUUGAAUCUGUUGAUUCUGAUGAAUGGAUCGAAGAUACUGAAAAUCCUAUCAUAAAUAACAAUUGUUUGUUUUGUAAGAACCACAGUCGAUCUUUAGUUAACAAUUUGAAACAUAUGACGGUGGCACAUUCCUUUUUUAUACCCGAUACAGAUUAUUGUGUUGAUAUCAAAGGUUUACUAAUAUAUUUAGGAGAAAAAAUAUGCGCUAAUUAUAUGUGCAUUUGGUGUAAUGAUUCUGGAAGAGCAUUUCAAAGCGUCGAAUCAGUUCAGGCACAUAUGAUCGAUAAAGGUCAUUGUAAAAUGUUGCAUGAAGGUGAUGCACUUGCAGAAUAUGCACAAUUCUACGAUUAUUCUUCGAGUUAUCCCGAUGUAGAGACAGCAGAUCCAGACGCAGAGGUUGAAAUACCUGAAUUAGAUGAUAGCGAUUAUCAAUUAGUUUUACCAUCUGGUAAUGUUAUUGGUCAUCGAUCUUUAAUGAGAUAUUACAAACAAAGUUUAAAUCCUAAUAGACCAAAUGCCGUAUCUAAGAAUAAUAAAUUACGUAAUAUAAUAUCGCAAUAUAGAGCUUUGGGAUGGACUGAUACAAAGAAAGAAAUAGCUGUUAAGAAAGCUAGAGACAUUAAAUUUAUGCAAAGAAUACAAGCUAAAUACAAUUUAAAAUUAAAUUUGAAAGCUAAUAAGUUACAACACCAUUUUAGACAGCAAGUUAAUUAUUAAAUGCAACUUACAAUUUUCAAAUAAAAUUAGUCAAUAAUGAGAAGAUGUAUGACUAUGUAAAUGAAAUAUCUACUAUUAAAUAUAUAUAGCUAUAUGCUUUAUCGAUAAA